Messenger RNA from Peronospora matthiolae, 420 nucleotides. Lineage: Eukaryota; Oomycota; Peronosporomycetes; Peronosporales; Peronosporaceae. The record is from the annotation of a GenBank genome assembly.
AUGCUAUGCGCGAGCAAGGCCGCCGAGAGCGCGUCCGCACGUCUCUGUGCAGACGCCGAAGCAGAAACCACAGCAACUGAUGUCUCAUCGGUUGCUGAAGCAACCCAGCCUGUGUCACUUGGUGAUGCAGGCGCUGGUCAUGAAGACACUCAUGUCUUCACAGAGUACGAGCUCGGUGUCUCUUACUCUCCUGAUACGGAAGACGGAUCUGUAUCAACGGCGAUCGAAACCAAUCCGCCUGCCAAGCGUAGCAUGGACGAUGCUUUGCGUCGUAGCAUCUUUGGUUCAUCUGAUGAAUCAGAUGAACCAUCGCCGAAGCGUAGGCGCUCGAGGUCGCGAGACUCGGGCGCUAACAGUGGUGUCGGUUCUCCUAUGGACACCACUUCGCAACGAGGUGCCAGUACUUCUGUCGGCACAUAG